Geodia barretti is the source of this 771-nucleotide messenger RNA. NCBI's taxonomy places the organism in Eukaryota, Metazoa, Porifera, Demospongiae, Tetractinellida, Geodiidae. The record is from the annotation of a GenBank genome assembly.
UCGGUCGGCAGGCGUCCUGGCCAAACGCAAACCGCUGGGAGCCGUGGGCGCUGUAAUCACAAUUGCCCUUAUCCUGAUUGCCAUCAGUUCCCGUCUGAGCCUCCUGCCCGUAGUGAUCCUUACGAAUCCGUGGGAGAUAUAUUCCUCGAUCCCAGCCGGGAAUUCCCAAUGGGCACCGACAUCAUCGGGCGAGACGUGCUGAGCCGAGUGCUUUACGGUUCGUGGAUCUCCCUAUACGUGGCCAUUGGCAGCGUACUCAUUGGUAUCUCGGCCGGGUUCGUCCUCGGCAUCGUCAGCACCUACGCCGGCGGCGUGGUCGACCUCGCCAUCCAGCGCCUGAUCGAUGCUCUCAUGUCGAUGCCCGGUUUGAUCCUCGCCCUCGCCAUCAUGGCUAUCCUCGGCCCUUCGUUGAACAACGUCAUCCUCGCCAUCGUAAUCGGGAUGAUCGCGCCGGUCGUUCGCACCGUUCGCUCACAGGUUCUGACGCUCAAGGAAAUGGACUACGUAACGGCGGCCCGGGCAGUGGGCGCCCGUCCCGGGCGCAUCGUCUUCCGCCACAUCAUGCCCAACUGUUUCGCCAUAUACCUCAUCAUGGCCACCUACUACCUGGGCUUCGCCAUCAUAAUUGAGGCAUCCCUCAGCUUCCUGGGCGUGGGAGCCCCUCCCGACGACCCCACCUGUCCCGCGUCAACUAUAUUUGCCGGUCCUGUUGCCUCAUUCAGAAAUGUUACCGAAACUCUAGCACUUGGGGUCCGCCCCAGCCAGUGCUAA